Penicillium brevicompactum is the source of this 726-nucleotide messenger RNA. RefSeq lists its product as uncharacterized. The coding region runs from base 1 to 726 and encodes 241 amino acids. The record is from RefSeq and is a predicted model, not a curated record. NCBI's taxonomy places the organism in Eukaryota, Fungi, Ascomycota, Eurotiomycetes, Eurotiales, Aspergillaceae. The transcript has 2 exons.
AUGGAUCAUCUCAGCGUUCGCGCCACUGUGGACCUGAUGAUCCUAGACUACCUGCUUGCUCUGUCCAUCAGUGGAAUAGUCUCAGUCAUAAAAAAGGAAAAGACGCAUGAAGAGGUGAACUGGAUGGUAGAGUCGGCUGAAAACUUCCGUGGACUCAUUGCGCUUCACCAGAUCCGAUCUCCUUUGCCCUGGGAUUUGGACAUCAAAUUGCGUAUCUUCCAUGUCGUCAACCUCUUUCGCUUCUGGGAGCCCCCCAAGGAUCAUGCCCUGGAUAACUUCGUGCCCCUGUCUGAUAUCGGUGUGAAGUUUAUGAACCUCUGUCGAUUCGCACGCGACAAUGUCUCCUGGACCCGUUGGUUCGACCUCGGAGCCCGGUUCAUGAUCCAUGCGAUCAUUGAAGAAGGGGAGCGAUUGCCAGAGCCUCUGAACAAACUGCGCAACUGGGAAACCAAGACAAACCCCAUCGAUGCGCACUGGGAGGUUAGUCGUACCUUGUUUCUGGAACACAUGCCAUCCCCGUAUGGCACCACAGGUCCAGCCACCCGAGAGCAACUGGAUACGCUGUUCCCUCUCUCGGAACUCGACUCGGAAUUCAUCGGGUUUGUGGAAGAUUUUAUGGACAUACUUGACGCGCCGCUCUUACUCCAACUGGAACAGGGCCAGCUGCAGGGAUGGACCCCCGAGGAGACUCGGCGCAUUCGACUGGAGUGCCUGCGCACGCUCUAA